AGACAGUAAAUAUCAUCACAAGAGUGAGUUUAAUUUCCCAACAAUUUAGUUUAAUUAGUUUAAUUGUGUUUAGAGUAAUCACUUUUUUUAUAUUCUAUCGAAAACUGUAUUUUGUAUUUAGUUUGAUUCUUUGAAAAUAUUGAGGUUAUUGUUGGAGUUUCUCUUGUCAAUAUCUCUCAUUGAAAGUUACUGUUUCUCUUUAUUUUAUUUUCUCUUUGUGGUGUUUUUGUUAAUUGUUGUGGUGAAAUGAUGACUUUAUCUAAAUCAUGUUUACCAAGUAACAAUGGAUGUACUCCUAAAUCAACAGCCAAACACAAAAUUCUGGACGAAAAUGAAAACGAAGCGAAUCUUAGUGACAGAGGAAUCAAUUCUAUGGAGGAAUUACCAAGAAUAUUUUAUCUCAACAACAUUACCAGGUUAACAUUGAGUCACAACAAAAUCCGAUCCAUUCCUCCGUCCAUUUCAAACAUGACCAACCUGGAAUCAUUGAAUCUAUUCAACAAUCAAAUUGAUGAAUUACCCACCGCCAUAGUAUCACUGCCAAAAUUAAAAAUCCUCAACGUUGGAAUGAAUCGCUUAUAUAACCUUCCCAGAGGUUUUGGUGACUUUCCAGCAUUGGAGGUAUUGGAUCUUACUUAUAACAAUCUCGAUGCUAAAUGUUUUCCAAACAAUUUCUACACAAUGGAAACAUUGAGAGCACUCUAUUUGGGAGAUAAUGAUUUUGAAUAUUUGCCCGCUGAUAUUGGUCAACUUAAAAAUCUUCUAAUUUUAUGUCUUCGGGAUAAUGAUUUGCUUACUUUACCUCGAGAGAUUGGACAACUCACUCGAAUCAGAGAGCUACAUAUUCAAAACAAUCGACUAAGUGCCUUACCUCCUGAACUUGGAAACCUCGAUCUUUGUUCAAAUCGAAGCGUUUGUCGAAUGGAAGGAAAUCCUUGGAUUCCACAAAUUGCCGAUCAACUUCAAAUCGGAGUUUCUCAUGUAAUCGAUUUUAUUCGUCAAGAGGCCUACAAAUUCUUGUACAGUCGAAGCCAAGGAAUUUCAUCGACCGCUGUUCCACCUCGAAACGAUGAAAGAAAAUCAAAGAAAAUCUCCCGAGUUCGAGUUAAAUAGAAACGAGAGAAAAUUUAAAAAAGAACAACAAGAAAAAGAUCUUAAUCGCAAUCAACCCAAUCUCCAACAAGAACAGCAUUUAUUAAUCAUCCACCUAUUCAUUCAUCUUUAAUUAUCUACUCUUUUAAUUGUCCAAAACUUUUAACAAAACACACAAACGACAAUCUGAUCUGAUCCUGUGACGAUUACCAACCAACUGCCUAGACAAUAUAAUCUAUUACCCAUAUUAUCAUUGAAUGGACAUUUACAACUGCUUUGAAAUCAAAUUGAAUUUUACUAACUCAAAAAAAAAAAUUUCUUAAUCUUCAAGUUGAUUAAGAUGAAAACUAAAUCAAUUUAAUAACAAUUAUCGAUCAAAUUUUAAAUUAAACAUCUUCUUGGAGAAAUCACUUUGUAAAUAAGACGAAACAAUGUUAUCCAUUUUUAGCCAUAACAAAACCACUUAUUUAGCCCAUUUGAUGUAAUAAAAUGCUUAAUAAAUCAUAACAACAAUUAAACUAAUUA
Messenger RNA from Panonychus citri (citrus red mite), 1617 nucleotides. RefSeq names its product ras suppressor protein 1-like (gene ics). Bases 247 to 1113 code for a protein of 288 amino acids. NCBI's taxonomy places the organism in Eukaryota, Metazoa, Arthropoda, Arachnida, Trombidiformes, Tetranychidae. The record is from RefSeq and is a predicted model, not a curated record. Gene Ontology annotation, molecular function: protein binding. The transcript has 6 exons.